Dovyalis caffra is the source of this 3189-nucleotide messenger RNA. Lineage: Eukaryota; Viridiplantae; Streptophyta; Magnoliopsida; Malpighiales; Salicaceae. The record is from the annotation of a GenBank genome assembly.
AUGUUCCAACUUGUAGGAGCCCCUCUUGUGGAAAAUUGUCUUGCUGGGUUUAACAGUUCUGUAUUCGCCUAUGGACAGACAGGGAGUGGAAAGACGUACACGAUGUGGGGCCCAGCCAAUGCUUUAUUGGACGAAAAUUUAUCCAGCGAUCAACAAGGCUUGACUCCCCGGGUCUUUCAGCUACUCUUUGACCGUAUAAAUGAGGUGAAGAUAAGAGAAGAUAUGCAAACUGGUGUUUAUGUUGAAAAUCUCAGAGAGGAGUAUGUAUUUACAAUGAAAGAUGUGACUCAGCUCCUGAUAAAGGGAAUGUCCAACAGGAGGACUGGUGCAACCAGUAUAAAUACAGAGAGUUCCCGCUCACAUAGUGUUUUCACUUGUGUUGUUGAAUCUCGAUGCAAGAGCAUGGCAGAUGGAAUGAGCAGCUUGAAAACAAGCAGAAUAAAUCUUGUUGAUCUUGCUGGAUCAGAGAGACAGAAGUUAACUGGAGCUGCCGGGGAAAGGUUGAAGGAAGCAGGGAACAUUAACCGAUCUCUCUCACAGCUUGGGAACUUGAUAAACAUUCUUGCUGAGGUUUCUCAGACAGGAAAGCAAAGGCAUAUACCUUACCGAGACUCCAGGUUGACUUUUUUAUUGCAGGAAUCACUUGGUGGAAAUGCCAAACUAGCUAUGGUGUGUGCUAUUUCUCCAGCACAAAGUUGUAAGAGUGAAACUUUCAGCACAUUGAGAUUUGCCCAGCGUGCGAAGGCGGUCAAGAAUAAGGCUGUCGUUAACGAGGAGAUGGAGGAUGAUGUGAAUCACUUGCGAGAAGUAAUACGGCAGCUAAGGGAUGAAUUGCACAAAGUGAAAGCAAAUAGUAAGAAUCCAACAGGUUGGGAUCCCCGUAAGAGUUUGAACAUAUUGAAGAGCCUUAUCCAUCCACGUCCUCGAUUACCUCAAGUAGAUGAAGAUGGGGAUGAGAUGAUGGAAAUUGAUGAGGAAGCUGUUGAAAAGCUCUGCAUUCGAGUAGGUCUAGGACCAGCAGAUGCAGCAGACCAGAAUCAUGUUGAUGAAGGCAGAUCUAUCAUUGAACAAGGUACUGAGGAUACAGAUGUUGACAUGGAAGAAGCAAUAUCUGAACAAGCUGAGAAACAUGAAAUUCUGAUUUUGGGUUGUGCUGAACCUGCUAGAAACACCCCAGAAUCCUGUGAAGAGCCAGCUGCAGAGAAAAGGACUCUUAGUUCCUCUGUCAGCAAAUUGAUAACAAAAGAAUCACCAAACAAAAUGGUGGAGUUUAGGUCCUCGUGCACUACUUCUGGUUCCCAAAGUGGAAUUUCUACAAGCAUUUUUGCCACAGGUGAACCCAAUGGUUCCCAAAACGAGACAGCAAAUUGCGUGUCUCCUUCUAGCCUCACUAUAGUUCCUUCUGAAGUGUCACCUGUUCUUAAAUCUCCAACUCCAAGUGUUUCCCCUAGACUCAACAGCAGCAGGAAAAGUUUGCGGACUUCAUCAAUGUUAACUGCUUCCCAGAAAGAUUCCAAAGAUGAAAGCAAGUCAGGACCAGAUAACUUACGUAUAUCUUUUGCAAAAUCCAAAUCUUCAACUGCUCUAACUGCUGAAACCAGUAAGAGUUUUCUUGCACCAACUGAACAUUUAGCGGCUAGCCUUCAUCGUGGCUUGGAAAUUAUUGAUAGUCAUCGCAAGAGUUCAGUAUUGAGGCGAUCAUCCUUCAGAUUUUCCUAUAAGCCUGCAGAAUCUAAGCCGAUUCUGCUUGGUGACCAAGUUGAUGUGGGCGUUCAAACUUUUCCUCAAGAUGAUGAGAUAUCAGAAACAGUGUUGUUCUGUGCGAACUGCAAGACUAUAACACAACUAGAGGUGAAAGAUGUAGAUGAGAGCUCAAACCUGCAGUUAGUGCCCCUUGAUGGCUCAGAUUCUAAUGAUAAACCCAAAAUGCAAGUUCCCAAAGCAGUGGUGAAGGUUUUGGCAGGAGCAAUCAGGAGGGAAAUGGCCCUGGAAGAGUUUUGUGCCAAACAAGCUUCUGAUAUAAAGCAGCUUAACCGUCUGGUCCAACAAUACAAGCAUGAGAGGGAAUGCAAUGCCAUAAUAGGGCAAACAAGGGAAGACAGAAUUCUUCGGCUUGAGAGCCUCAUGGAUGGUGUUUUAUCUACCAAGGAUUUCAUGGAGGAAGAGUUAGCAGCAGUCAUGCAUGAGCACGAGCUUUUGAAGGAGAAAUAUGAGAAUCAUCCUGAAGUUUCAAGGACAAAUAUUGAGCUGAAAAGAGUUCAGGAGGAGCUGGAACGUUAUCGAAAUUUCUGUGAUUUGGGUGAAAGGGAAUUUGGCUCCCCUCUCAAUACAAUCCAGGAAUCAACCGAGGAGAGUCCAGAAGAGAAACUUGAGCUAGAGAGAAUGCGCUGGAUGGAGGUUGAGAGCAACUGGAUAUCUCUUGCUGAAGAAUUGAGAACUGAACUCGAUGCUUCUAGGGCACUAACUGAAAAAUUGAAGCAGGAAUUAGAUACAGAAAAGAAAUGUGCAGAAGAGCUGAAGGAAGCAAUGCAAAUGGCCAUGGAGGGACAUGCACGCAUGCUUGAACAGUAUGCAGAUCUUGAGGAAAAGCAUAUUCAAUUACUUGCAAGGCACAGGCAGAUCCAAGAAGGAAUAGAUGAUGUCAAGAAAGCAGCUUCUAAAGCUGGAGUUAGGGGCGCCGAAUCCAAGUUCAUAAAUGCCCUUGCUGCUGAAAUUUCUGCUCUGAAAGCUGAAAGAGAAAAGGAGAGGCGAUAUUUUAGAGAUGAAAGCAGGGGACUUCAGGCUCAACUGAGAGAUACUGCUGAAGCUGUACAAGCUGCAGGCGAAUUGCUUGUGAGGUUGAAAGAAGCAGAAGAAGCUGUUGUUGUUGCUGAGCGUCGAGCUGUUGAGGCAGAGCAAGAGGCUUUAAAGGUGAAUAAACAGAUUGAUAAGUUGAAGCGAAAACAUGAAAACGAGAUUAGUUCUCUUAAGGAGCUAGUUGCAGAGUCUCGUUUGCCCAAAGAAGCAAUACGACCUGGUGCUCACAAUGAUUGUGAUAUGCCCAAGUAUGAUGCAGGUGAGCCUCUUACUGAAGGUGAUCAGCGAUGGAAAGAGGAAUUUGAGCCAUUUUAUAAUGCUGAAGAUGGUGAAUUGUCAAAACUUGCCGAGCCCUCAACGUGGUUCUCUGGUUAUGAUCGAUGCAACAUAUAG